Caenorhabditis elegans is the source of this 1223-nucleotide messenger RNA. RefSeq names its product F-box domain-containing protein (gene fbxa-156). The record is from RefSeq and is marked reviewed. NCBI's taxonomy places the organism in Eukaryota, Metazoa, Nematoda, Chromadorea, Rhabditida, Rhabditidae.
GGAAAAAUCGAGCAGUUCAGCAUCAAUGGACCAAAUCGAUCGUAAAGUUAAAUGCAUCGUCACGGACUCACGAGCACUGCGAAUCUGUAUCCUAUUCCAACUUCUUCAAGAAAUUCCAGUUCUCGAUGCAUACGAAGCAAUGUGCAAGGCAUUUGGUGAGCAGUUCAUGGAAUACCUCCAUUUUGAAUAUUGGUAUAUGGGACUUUCAAAUGGAAGUCUGAACUUGGACUCAUAUGAUAGAUUUUAUUCAUCAGAGAGGAAAGAAUGGAAAUCUGUUACGAACUACCUUCAAACAAUGAUUCUGGAUAAACUGAACCCAAUUGAUCGGUUUACUGCAGGUGCGGUUUGUUGUAGUUUUAAAUCUAUAAUCGAUUAUCAACGUUCUAACUUGAAGAAAUUUCAUAUUUUUCAAGAAGAAAAUAACGUUUCUUUGUAUAUGAACGAUAACCUUGUGACCUAUGAAUUGGACGAUGAUGACUGCCUUGUGACUUAUGAAGAACGGGAGCUUCUUGUUAAGAACAAACGGCCAUUGGAGGUUGCUAUGAAUGAUGCAUCAAGACUUUUGAAGUGCAGAGGAUUAAAUCUGGAUUAUUUCUACGUUAAUGGAGUUAAGGACGAAGGGCUCAUUUUAUUUGAUGCUCUUAAAAAUGUACUUCAAUCAGUUGGAGUCUUGACGACAAAAUCAGUAUUGAUCAAUUGGCUUCCUUCUGUUCAAAUUGCUGAAAUUCUAGAACACUUCAAUACUGAAAUUUUAGAGGACUUGACAAUUAAAAGUAGCGAAUCCGAUGAAAAUUCCAUAAAACGUCUGGUGCGCCUUGAACAAUGGAAACAAGCAAAGACUCUGACAUUGUCUCCUGUUCCACAUUAUUCACUUAUCGUCAAGCAUCUUGCUCACUUCCAAUCACUGAACUUUGACUUUUCUGAGGAAGCUUUCUCAGAAAAUGAUAUCACCAGGCUUCGAGAUGAGGUUGUUCUGGAAUCAACCAAGUUUGAAUAUUUUACUUGCGAAAGAGUGCAAUUUGAUGCAACACAUCUCCUUAGAGUUUUUGAUUCACACUCCGCUCUAAAUAGUUUGUCUGGAUCAAUUGUUUAUAAAUCUAGAAAUGUAACAUUCGACAUUGCUUAUCAACCGGAUGGUUUCAGUAUCAAGAAGAGAAUCGACUAGCAACAUCGAACUUGUGAAUAUUAGUAUAAUAAUGUGUUAAUCCUCUAUGAAACUGUUU